CUGCUCCUCCUCCUGCUCCUGCUCCUCCUCCUGCUCCUGCUCCUGCUCCUGCUCCUGCUCCUGCUCCUGCUCCUGCUCCUGCUCCUGCUCCUGCUCCUGCUCCUGCUCCUGCCGCUGCUGCUUCUCCCCUCAUUCCCCUGGAGCGGACCAUCCUGGUGCCUCUCUUGUGAAGCGGUGGCUGAGGAGACCCCCGGACUCGCCAUGGCCGACGAAAAGCCGAAGGAAGGAGUCAAGACUGAAAACAACGACCACAUUUAUUUGAAGGUGGCAGCGCAAGAUGGUUCGGUGGGGCAAUUUAAGAUUAAGAGGCACACACCACUUAGGAAACUAAUGAAAGACUAUUGUGAACAACAGGGUUUGUCAAUGAGCCAGAUCAGAUUCCGAUGUGUUGGGCAACCAAUCAAUGAAACAGACACAUCUGCGCAGGUGGAAAUGGAGGAUGAAGAUACAAUUGAUGUAUUCCAGCAGCAGACAGGCAGUUACUAA
Molecule: messenger RNA, 486 nt
Organism: Dromiciops gliroides (monito del monte)
Lineage: Eukaryota; Metazoa; Chordata; Mammalia; Microbiotheria; Microbiotheriidae
Product: small ubiquitin-related modifier 2-like
Exons: 1
Biological process (GO): protein sumoylation
Cellular component (GO): nucleus
Molecular function (GO): ubiquitin-like protein ligase binding; protein tag activity
Source: RefSeq, a predicted model, not a curated record